AUGUACUUUGGAAUAAGUUAUUAUUACGUUCCGUUAUACUAUAGCGCGAACAGGGCGCCCUCCACAGGAAGGCAAGACUACUCCGUAUCAUGCACGGAGCCAGAGUAUAGGUAUCAAACUGUCCUUUUGAUCCAAGGUAUUGAACUCAAACACUCUCCAAAGAAGAUUGAAGAGGAAGUCAAGGAAAUUCCCCGAGACCAACGGCAGGGCCGAUUUCAGACCGCUCAGCAGGGAUCUUAUGGAGUUGAACCAGUCCACCCUGCGUCGGCAUUUGAAUUGCAGUUGGAUGGUGAGGCGCUGGUUUACAUUGCCGCAACCCAGCAGAGUGUUGCUGACAACACUCAAUAUGGCCUGAGAUCGCAUGUUACGGACUUCUUCAACGGCCGCAUCGAUAGUUUAACGCUCAAGACUUGUGGCCAACAACCUUUGGCCUUCGCUAAAUAUGACUUCUCCUUGGAAAUGUCGAGUGACCGCAUCCUAGACAUCUCUGGACGCGGGCAACAUGGUGUCUUAAUUAAAGCGCCAACUCGUGCUGUCAAAGGUUAUGACUUGGACGGAUCUGAGUGUGACUAG
Messenger RNA from Trichoderma virens Gv29-8, 573 nucleotides. RefSeq lists its product as uncharacterized. The transcript has 3 exons. NCBI's taxonomy places the organism in Eukaryota, Fungi, Ascomycota, Sordariomycetes, Hypocreales, Hypocreaceae. The record is from RefSeq and is a predicted model, not a curated record. Bases 1 to 573 code for a protein of 190 amino acids.